GUGGUGCGACGUAAUGCCUAACGCAUUUAUCUCGCAUUUACUUCUAAAUGGCCACGUAACGUUCUUUUUUCAUGUUUUUUCUCGUUCAGAUGCUCGUUAUGUACAAGUCUUACUUCGUAGAAGAUGUGCCGACGAGAAAAGGUUGAUCUGAACGCAGUUUAACGUCAUCCAAGAUGGCCGGCAUGCGGCGAUGGCUCGGCGCUAGGUGCGACUCCACCGAGGACGAAACGUAGUGCGAUGACCUUUGCACUAUCGCAAACGCUUCCGUUAGUGAAACUCGAUCCUCCGCGACUCUUACGUACGGCCGUAUCUUUACGGGACCAGCGACGGCACAGUUGCGAAGUCAACCAAAUGGGGCAGAUCUGUGAGAGAAAAAAGAAAGACACUCCUGGUAUCGACUGCAACGAAGCAAGGCGCCCACUGCAGUGUGCUUCGUGUAGGAAGAGACACGUUUCGACCACAGCAAUGAUCGCCGAGGCUCUCCUCGCCGUCCUGGCUCUGUCAGCGUUGACGACGGCUUCCGACCCGAGUCAGUGGGAAGUGACCUCCGUGCCGGGACUGGACCAACCGCUAAACUUCAAGCAUUACUCGGGAUUCGUCGACGCUAGCGAGGGGCGACGGCUUCACUACUGGUUCAUGGAAAGCCAGCGCUCACCGUCUGAGGACCCCGUUCUGCUAUGGCUAAACGGCGGACCGUGCUGCAGCUCCCUCAUUGGCGCCAUCGCUGAGCUGGGCCCGUUCCGGGUGGGCUACCAGGGCAUCAACAUGACCACGAACCCUUUCAGCUGGAACAAGGUGGCGAACAUUAUCUUCCUGGAAUCACCGGCGGGCGUCGGGUUCUCCUACGAUCCCACCGGCAACUACGCCAGCGACGACACCAAAACGACCCGCGACAACUACCUCGCUGUGCUGGACUUCUUCGACAAGUAUCCCCAGUUCAAGCAGAAUGACUUCUACAUCGCGGGUGAAAGUUAUGCCGGUGUCUAUGUGCCCCUCCUUGCGCAGCUGUUUCUUCAAAACCCACGCGGAAUUAAUCUUAAGGGAUACGCAGUCGGAAACGGAGCACUGGAUAUGGAGCUUCUCGGCAACUCUAUUAUGUUCUUCGGCUACUACCAUGGCCUUUUUGGUCAUAGGCUCUGGAAGGAGCUGACCACUAACUGCUGCAAUGGUAGCAUUUCUCAGGAGACCUGCGAUUUUGGAUGGUCCACCAAGGAUCCCGCCUGCGUUGAACCGGCGAGGAAAGCCAACUACAUCGUCCUCAACAGCGGCCUGAACGUGUACAACCUGUACGACCCUUGCAGCUACAACCAGAGCAGCUGGUCGCUAGCGUUGCGCUAUCCGGAGACCACAAUGCACUACGCCACCAGGUGGCUCAUGAGCAGAUUCUUCAAGCGGCCUACCACGAGCUUCAACAUGGUCAGCCCCAAGUGUAUCGACCAGGAUCGCCUGCAGCUGUACUUCAACCGCCGCGACGUCAUCAAAGCUCUGCACGUCGAGGAAUCGCCGCUGCAGUGGUACCCUUGCAACCUGGCCAUCAACUACACCGAGCAGUACACGACGAUGCGCGAGGUCGUCCAAGAUCUGGCCGAGUCGGGCCAGCUGAAGGCUCUCGUCUACAACGGCGACGUCGACAUGGCCUGCAACUUCCUCGGCGGCGAUUGGUUCGUCAACAGCUUGGGAUACGAGCCAACAUCGGAGUACAGAAUGUGGCACGUGGGCCAAGUGAUCGCUGGGUUCGUCCAGAACUUCGAACACGACGUCAUUUUCGUCACUGUCAAGGGCUCCGGCCACAUGGUUCCCUUGGACAAGGCACAGGAAUCUCUUCACAUGAUCUCCAAUUUCCUCUCUGGCACCCCGUUUUCAUGAGCCUGCUGAAACCUGCGUUGAAUCAACAAACGCAGCAACCUAAAAUAAAAUGUAACG
Dermacentor andersoni is the source of this 1923-nucleotide messenger RNA. RefSeq names its product lysosomal protective protein-like. Lineage: Eukaryota; Metazoa; Arthropoda; Arachnida; Ixodida; Ixodidae. Gene Ontology annotation, biological process: proteolysis. The record is from RefSeq and is a predicted model, not a curated record. Gene Ontology annotation, molecular function: serine-type carboxypeptidase activity.